Molecule: messenger RNA, 1449 nt
Organism: Condylura cristata (star-nosed mole)
Lineage: Eukaryota; Metazoa; Chordata; Mammalia; Eulipotyphla; Talpidae
Gene: IRX6
Product: iroquois homeobox 6
Exons: 6
Coding region: 1-1449 (482 amino acids)
Biological process (GO): neuron differentiation; cell development; regulation of transcription by RNA polymerase II
Cellular component (GO): nucleus
Molecular function (GO): RNA polymerase II cis-regulatory region sequence-specific DNA binding; DNA-binding transcription factor activity, RNA polymerase II-specific
Source: RefSeq, a predicted model, not a curated record
AUGUCCUUCCCGCACUUCGGACACCCCUACGGCAGCGCUUCCCAGUUUCUGGUGUCUGCAAGUUCCAGCGCGACUUGCUGCGAAUCGGCCCCGCGCUCCGUUCCAGACGCGGCUUCAGGCUCCACCGCUGCGGCCUCGCUCUGCUGCGCACCCUACGACAGUCGGCUGCUGAGCAACACCCGGCCGGAGCUGGGGGCGGCCUUGGGCAUCUACGGCGCCCCUUAUGCGGCCGCGGCAGCUGCCCAGAGCUACCCGGGCUACCUCCCCUACAGCGCCGAGCCGCCCUCCCUGUACGGAGCCCUGAAUCCACAGUAUGAAUUUAAGGAGGCUGCAGGGAAAUUUACACCCAGCUUGGCACAACCAGGAGCCUAUUACCCCUAUGAGCCUGCUUUGGGGCAGUAUCAGUAUGACAGGUACGGAGCUGUGGAGUUGGGCUGUGCUGGGCGAAGGAAGAACGCCACGCGGGAGACCACCAGCACGCUCAAGGCCUGGCUCAACGAGCACCGCAAGAACCCCUACCCCACCAAGGGCGAGAAGAUCAUGCUGGCCAUCAUCACCAAGAUGACCCUCACCCAGGUGUCCACCUGGUUCGCCAACGCGCGCCGGCGCCUCAAGAAGGAGAACAAGAUGACCUGGGCCCCCAAAAACAAAGGCGGGGAGGAAAGGAAGGCGGAGGGUGGAGCAGAGGAACCCCUGCGUUGCCUGAACCCCGACACCAAAGACGUUAUUGCUAGCCAAGAGGCACGAGAGCUCCGGCUGAGUGACCUCGAAGACCUCGAGGAAGAGGAGGAGGGCGAAGACGAAGCGUCGGUGCAGACCGCUACGGACAGGCUGGCCGAGUUUGCCAAGGGCUCGCCCUCGCUCCUGGCGCCCUGCACGGCAGCUCCGGAGGGCGGGCUGGAGCCUAGGGCCUGCGGCCUGGACGCGCCCCGCUUCUCAUUUAAUGAACCUCCCGGUGCGGGAGAAACUGGUUUCCUCCAGGUGGAGCCAGGGGGCCCCAGGUUGACGGUGCACUAUCCGCCCAGCGAGAAGCCCCGCAUCUGGUCUCUGGCGCACACCGCCGUGGCCCGCCCGCUCCACGAUGCACCUCCCACCCCGCCCAGGCCGCCCAGUCCCGAGUGUCACCUGCUACCGCGGCCUCCAGGCCCGGCCGCCAGACCAGGGGUCCCCAGAGACUCCACGUGCGAAGAGCCCUCCAGUGUAGCCAAAGCCUUCGGGAACCCCACGUUUGCCCUGCGGGGGCGGAACUGUGCGUCCUGCCCGAGGCGGAGGGAGCCCGCCGUGCGGUGCCAGUAUCCGUCUGGAGCAGAAGGUAGUGGCCCCCGGCUGCCCUCGCAGGGUGUGGCCACAACACCUGGCCUUUGCUCACCCCCUCUGCCCCCUCUCGGGCAUGUCCAGCUGGGACCUGAUGUAAAAUUGUCCCAUGGCACUGGCAAAAGCGAAAGUUAG